AUGUCUCUAACCUAUGUACCGCCGACUAUUAAAGAUGGACUAAUAACAGUAACAAUUGAGGAGGAUGACCUUAAUAAUCAAAAGGAGCAAUGGGAAUCUGCACUAAUUGGAUACGUAUUAGGGGAUACACCUUAUGCAAAUCAAAUAGAGGGAUAUAUAACUAGGGUUUGGAAUUUUGUAACUAAACCGAUGGUGUUAAUGCAUGAUGAGGGUUACUAUAUCUACAAGUUCAAAUCGAUUCAGGACAAGGAUAAGGUGUUGAAGGCAGGGCCUUACUAUUUCAAUAACAAGCCCCUAAUUCUCAAACCAUGGGAACUUGACUUCAAUUUUGAGCAGGAGGCACUCAGUGUGAUUCCAAUUUGGGUGAAAUUCCCUGGGUUGCCAGUGGGGUACUGGUCACCUGAAGCUCUGAGUAAAAUUGCUAGUUCUGUUGGGAAACCACUCUACACCGAUGAAUUCACAGCUAAUGCUGAGAAAAUUUCAUAUGCCAGAAUUCUUGUGGAAGCUGAUGUAUCCCAGGACUUGCCUGAUUUUUUGAUUGUUGAAACCCCAUCAGGACCUUGGAAACAGGCUAUUACCUAUGAUUGGCAACCUAAAUUUUGUAAUGAGUGCAUUAGAUUUGGUCACGAUGCAUUUGAAUGCUGGAAUUAUAAAGACUAUGAAGAGAUAAAGGUUGUUCAUGAGGAUGCGGGCCAGUUUCCUAAAAAGAGGAUGAGGAAACCUAGGAAAAGGAAGCAACUAAGACAGGAAUGGAUUGCUACAACAACAAAUCAGAGCCAUGAGAAUACUAAUGAAGGGACAACAACAAAGGGGCAUAAGAGUGGUGGAGGAAUUGUGCCACCACGGAGUAGGAAUCCCUUGACUAAGCAUGGAGCACGGGGGAAUCGCACUAAUAUAGUGCCAUCAGUGCAAAAUCGGUGCAAAAUCAAAGACGGGUAA
Lycium ferocissimum is the source of this 939-nucleotide messenger RNA. RefSeq lists its product as uncharacterized. The transcript has a single exon. Lineage: Eukaryota; Viridiplantae; Streptophyta; Magnoliopsida; Solanales; Solanaceae. The coding region runs from base 1 to 939 and encodes 312 amino acids. The record is from RefSeq and is a predicted model, not a curated record.